Coccidioides posadasii C735 delta SOWgp is the source of this 2293-nucleotide messenger RNA. Lineage: Eukaryota; Fungi; Ascomycota; Eurotiomycetes; Onygenales; Onygenaceae. The record is from RefSeq and is a predicted model, not a curated record.
AUGCCGUCCGAACGCGCCUCAUCCUCAAGAUCCGCGAAGUCCCAUCGCAAGAAAAAUAUCAUCUUCAUUCAUCCAGAUCUUGGAAUUGGCGGUGCCGAACGGCUCAUUCUCGAUGCCGCCCUAGCGCUCCAGUCGCGUGGCCACCGCGUAACGAUAUACACCUCUCACCGGGACCCAAUGCAUUGCUUUGAAGAGGCCCGAGAUGGAACGCUGGAUGUUAGGGUUGGAGGGAACACGGUGUUUCCAGCACAUGUUGGAGGCAGACUGCAUGUACUGAUGGCGGUGUUGAGGCAGCUACAUUUGGUGAUGGGAUUAGUACUAGAAAGGAGGAGGAAGAGGGAAGUGGGUGGUGCGGGUAGAACAAAUGGCGACCAGAUGAUUGCUGAAGAAGACGACGCGGAGGAUGAUGUGUUUGUCGUCGACCAGGUUCCCGCUUGCGUUCCGCUGUUAAGACUUUUCGGGUCGGAAGUGUUACGUGGCUCGAGACGGCGAGGACGAGAUCGGAUAUUGUUUUAUUGUCACUUCCCAGAUCAGCUGCUCGCGAGGAGAGAUGAAGGGGGUCGGGUGAUUAGGCUUGUUAAAGGCUUAUAUCGAUGGCCGUUCGACUGGUUCGAGGGUUGGGCGAUGAGUGCGGCGGACAAAGUGGUCGCGAAUUCGAGGUUUACAUCUCAGGUGGUUAGAGAAGUCUUCGGCGAGAGACUGAGGGCUGUGAAGGUGUUGUAUCCUUGCGUUGACACGUCACAAAAGGCGCUCAAGAUCGGCGGUGGGCAGACAUCGUCCGCGGAAGAGCCACUUUGGGGAGGAUUGAAGGUUAUACUCAGCAUCAAUCGGUUUGAGAGAAAGAAGAAUAUUGAAUUGGCUAUAAGAGCGUAUCACGGCCUUGGAAAACAGCACAGGAGAGGAACAAGAUUGGUUAUUGCUGGUGGAUACGACAACCGGGUUCAAGAAAAUGUCCAAUACCACAGGGAACUCGACUCCCUAGCGACCAAUCUCGGCCUGGAGACUGCUACGUCGAAAACGGUUGUAUCAGCGCUCUCCAUUCCGGCAUCCAUAAAUGUCCUUUUCCUUCUCUCCGUUCCGUCAGCGUUCAAGCAAACUCUACUUUCGUCCUCGACGCUGCUACUCUAUACACCUUCACAUGAACAUUUUGGAAUCGUUCCAGUCGAAGCUAUGCAUGCUGGACUCCCGCUACUGGCUGUGAACACGGGUGGGCCACUGGAAACCAUUCUGGACGGUAAAACUGGAUGGUUGCGGGAUGCAAGUUCUGUCGAAGAGUGGUCCAGAGUAAUUAAACAGGUCCUGUGGGACAUGAAUUCGGAACAACUUGAAGAAAUGGGAAAAAUGGGCCAGGAACGAGUGGAGAAGAACUUUUCUCUCUGUGCAAUGGGAGAUCGUUUGGAAGAAGAGAUUGAUGGAAUGGUCAGCUCAGCGAGACCCCCGUUUCUGAGAGUACACCAGGUUAUACUCUGGGUUGCCAUAGCCGGUCUGGCUGUUUCCUUUCUCAUUAGGAUAGGGCUUGGUUUCUGUGUCGAAAGGUGAUGGGCGGUCGGUAUCUUACAAUAAAUCUAGUCACCCCAUAUUCUCUCACUUGAGUUCAGUGUCCUCACCGACUGGGCACCUCGAGCUCCUGUGGAGCUGGAGACGUGGGCUGUUUGAAGGUGGUGCAGUCGCGGUAAUAGCACUGUGUCUAGGGGUACUGCCUGUGACGAACUCCCCAGUGAUCUGCUGAUUUGAGCGGUUGUGGCAACUUGUUUCCACAAAAUUACCGAGCCUGUUCAGAGAUCAUUGGAUCGACUUUGGCUUAACUUGGACUGCUGGGCGAAUGCUGGUUCCGAGAAUUAUGGCCGAGAUAUGAGUAUUCUCUGCUUGCGUUGCAUUGCCGACAUCUUUCCAACUAAGCUGGCAGAAAUGUGCCACCAAGUUCGAGGGCCCAAUGAAAUCAGGGGCUGGGUUUCCUACAUCUGUUCCCACCAAGCUCUGGAAUGAGAGCCUUGGAAAUGAGUGGAAGCUGUCUUUUCUUUCCCCGGUUGCUAAACCCCUGGGGUGAUUAUCCGCUUCAUUUGACGGUUAUAUGCGAUAGCUAGCCCGUUGGCCUUCAAAAACUUCACCGCGUUGGGAGCUCACCUGAUAAAUUAUGUUGCUUCGUGAGCUAAACCACCCGUUACGCCAUCGACCGUUCGGCGUGUGGAACCCAGCGAAGCACUGAUCCACACGGUACUUGCUGGGGGCGAGAGCCCUGCAUGGCGAGGGAGCCCGUGCUUCUGGAGAUGGCAUAAGCUGACAAAAUACCCAA